CCCUGUGGCCCGACCUGCGCAGCCAAGCGCGGCGCCUGCUGCUCUUCCUGUCGCUGGCGGACCUGCUCUCGGCCGCCUCCUACUUCUACGGGGUGCUGCAGGACUUCACGGGCCCCUCGUGGGACUGCGUGCUGCAGGGAGCUCUCUCAACCUUCGCCAACACCAGCUCCUUCUUCUGGACUGUGGCCAUCGCCCUCUACUUGUACCUCAGCAUUGUCCGCGCGGUGCGCGGACCCCGGGCCGGCCACCUGCUCUGGGCCUUCCACGUCGUCAGCUGGGGGGUUCCGCUGGCCAUCACUGUGGCAGCUGUCACCCUAAAGAAGAUCGGCUACGACGCCUCGGACGUGUCCGUGGGCUGGUGCUGGAUCGACCUGGGGGCCGAGGACCGCGUGCUGUGGAUGCUGCUGACCGGGAAGCUGUGGGAGCUGCUGGCCUACGUCGCGCUGCCGGCGCUCUACCUCCUCAUCAGGAAGCACAUAAACAGGGCGAAGCUGACACUUGUGCUUGCCCUGGCAACGCUGAUAGCCGCCUUUGGGUCUUCCUUCCAGUAUGGGUACAACGUGGCUGUCGUUAACUCCCCUGCCGAGAUCAUGAAAGAAUUCUAUAAUGAGACCUACUACGAUAGAACCAGUACAUACCUGAGCGACUUUUCCUUGACACUGCUGUGGUCUAUUUCUGUGUCCAUGUUCCCCUUCGGAGGCUUUAUCGGAUCCCUCAUGGUCGGCAUCUUGGUGAAUAAACUGGGCAGAAAAGGGACCUUGCUGCUGAACAACGUCUUUUCCAUCGUGCCCGCCAUCUUAAUGGGAUGCAGCGAAAUUGCCAAGUCAUUUGAGAUCAUAAUUGUGUCCAGACUUUUGGUGGGAAUAUGUGCAGGUCUGUCUUCCAACGUCGUCCCCAUGUACUUAGGGGAGCUGGCCCCGAAGAACCUGAGAGGGGCUCUGGGAGUGGUGCCCCAGCUCUUCAUCACUGUCGGGAUCCUCGUGGCCCAGAUCUUCGGCCUUCAGAAUCUCCUUGCAAAUGAGGAAGGCUGGCCGAUUCUCCUGGGCGUGACCGGGAUCCCAGCCGCCAUACAGCUCCUGCUGCUGCCCUUCUUCCCCGAGAGCCCCAGGUACCUGCUGAUUCAGAAGAAAGACCCGGCAUCUGCCAAGAAAGCGCUGAAGCGGCUGCGCGGCUGGGACAACGUGGACUUCGAGAUGGAGGAGAUCCGGCUGGAGGACGAGGCCGAGAAGGCCGCAGGCUUCAUCUCCGUGGUGAAGCUGUUCCAGAUGAGGUCCCUGCGCUGGCAGAUCAUCUCCGUCAUCAUCCUCAUGGGCGGCCAGCAGCUGUCGGGAGUGAAUGCGAUCUACUACUACGCAGACCAGAUCUACGUAAGCGCUGGGGUGAACACCCAUGACGUCCAGUACGUGACGGUGGGCACAGGGGCCGUCAACGUGGUGGUGACCUUCUUAGCCGUGUUCGUGGUGGAGCUCAUGGGCAGGAGGCUCCUCAUCCUCCUGGGCUUCUCCAUCUGCUUCACUGCCUGCUGCGUGCUGACAGUUGCUCUGGCUCUGCAGGACACAAUAUCGUGGAUGCCUUACCUCAGCAUCGUCUGUGUCAUCUCCUACGUCAUAGGACACGCCCUUGGGCCCAGUCCCAUCCCCGCGCUGUUCAUCGCUGAGGUCUUCCUGCAGUCCUCCCGGUCGUCUGCCUUCAUGGUCGGGGGAAGCGUCCACUGGCUCUCCAACUUCACCGUGGGCUUGGUCUUCCCCUUCAUUCAAGUGGGCCUCGGGCCUUACAGCUUCAUCAUUUUCGCCGUGAUAUGUCUGCUCACCACCAUCUACACCUUCCUGGUUGUCCCCGAGACCAAGGCCAAGACAUUCAUGGAGAUCAAUCAGAUUUUUGCCAAGAUGAAUAAGGUGUCAGAGGUGCACCCAGAGAAAGAGGAACUAACGGACUUCCCGCCCUCGUCUCUGGAGCAGUAACUCGAGAGGCGCCGCCUGUUCAGUAGAUCGGUGGGGAGCUCUCGGGCUUUUUCUUAAUAGUUGUCUAUAAGAAUCCAGAACUUGAACAAGUCCAAGGUGGAAUGCAGGCCCUGCUGGGACUUCUCGAAGGGCUUCUGUGCAGCUCACAAAAGCCAGGUUGUCUUUCUCCAGACUGACCCGUCACCAACCCAGAGUCACAGCGAGCAGCUGUCCCUCGACCAUGCUGGGUUGGCCAUUGUGUGGCUUCUGGUAACACCAUCUCUUAUAACAAAAAUCAUUACUAUGGUGACAAAAUGAAAGGAAUCAAAUUUGGCCAGAGAAACAAACUCUUCUCCAAUCCCCUGGGUCUUCUAGGGGCCACCGGCAUGUGAUCAGAGAGAAAUUCUUCCUCUUGUCAGAUCCAUCUCCAGAAUCACCACUCUUGAGAAGUGUGUUGUCACAAGUAAUGAUGUCUAGGAAGCUGGGGAACAGUCCCCUGUGGAAACUUUAACCGAGUCAGAUUAUUAGUCCUAAAUUAUAUUGUUAGAGGACGAUGGCGUUGCCUCUGUAUACUCGAUAAAACGAUUGUGAUCACUUUUCA
Pteropus alecto (black flying fox) is the source of this 2541-nucleotide messenger RNA. RefSeq names its product solute carrier family 2 member 5 (gene SLC2A5). The transcript has 13 exons. Gene Ontology annotation, cellular component: membrane. Gene Ontology annotation, biological process: fructose transmembrane transport. The record is from RefSeq and is a predicted model, not a curated record. Bases 399 to 1961 code for a protein of 520 amino acids. Gene Ontology annotation, molecular function: fructose transmembrane transporter activity. NCBI's taxonomy places the organism in Eukaryota, Metazoa, Chordata, Mammalia, Chiroptera, Pteropodidae.